GGGGCGGCGCCGGGGCGGCCGCCGCCGAGGGGCCGAGGGGGCCGGGCCCGUCCAGCCCCCGCGCCGCCGCCGCCGCCCGCAUUGUCCCGGCGGCAGCGGCAGGAGGCUGCGCCCCGCACGGCCGGGCCCCGCCAGGGCCCCCGCCGGCAUGAGGAGGUCUGUCGAAGAUGCACUGGUCACCAGAGCAUGCCCAGUCCCUGAACCAGUGGCCGGAGCAGCACCUGGACGUCUCCUCCACCACCUCGUCGCCGGCCCACAAGCCCGACCUCUACCCCAGCGGCCGCCAGCGCUUCAACUACGCCUGGGCCAACGACGACAUCUCCGCGCUGACGGCCUCCAACCUGCUCAAGAGGUACGCGGAGAAGUACUCGGGGGUGCUGGAGGCGCCCUACGAGCGCCCGGCGCUCGGCGGCUACGGCGAUGGCGCCUUCGGGGCCCUUAACGGGCAGAAGGGCGACGGGGAGCCCUGGGCCGCGCCGCCGGGCCCCGAGGGCGCCUACCCGCUGACGCCGGCGCACGACGGCCUCCCCGGCGCCAAGGCGGCCGGCGCCCCCGCCGCGGCGCCCGCCGUGCCGGCCGCCCUCGCCGAGCCCGUCUACGCCGGCAACGCGUGCGGCGGCGGCGGCGGCGGGCUGGGCUCGUCGCAGGACUACGCCUCCGGCUACGGCGGCGCCUACCUGCCCUCGGGCUACUGCGGCCAGCCGGCGGCCUUGCCCCCGGCCCACCCGCCGGGGCUGCUGCCGCCCGCCUCCGCCCUGGUGCCGGGCUACGGCGCCGCCGCCGCCGCCGCCGCCGGCCCCGCGUACAGCUACGCCGCCGCCGGCUACCCGCCGCAGCCGGCCUACGGCGGCGUCCACCCGCCCCACCCCGCCGCCUCCUACCUGCCGGCCGCCAUCGCGGCGCCCACCCCGCUGCCCCGGCCCCCCGCCGCGCCCGCCUACGGCUACCAGAGCCCCGGCCUGGCGCCGCCCCCGCCGCCCCCGCCGCCCCCGCCGCCGCCGGCGGACGCCUCGCUGAAGCGCAAGGCCUUCGACAUGGCCGGCGGCCCGGAGGAGGGCGAGGGCCGCUACGGCAAGUACGGCUACGAGCCGCCCAAGCCCGCCCCGGCGUCGCCCUACGGCAACGGCUUCGGCCCCGAGCCCCCGCAGGGGCCCUUCAAGGCCGGGAAGCGGCCGGCGGCGGCGGAGGAGCGGCCGGGGAAGUACGGCGGGCAGCCGCUGAAGGGCCUGGCGGCGGCCUUCGGCGCCGGGGAGCCGCCGGCGCGGGCGGCGGAGCCCUUCGAGAAGUUCAGCCCGCCGGCCGCCAACGGGGAGCGGGCGGGCGAGCAGGGCCGCCCCUUCCCGGCCCGGCGGCCCCCCAAGGCGCCGGCCUUCGCCGAGCCGCCCGACAGCGUCGACCCCCUCGCCCUGGAGCUGGUGGACGGCAAAAUGGUGGACGGCGGCCCCCCCGUGCAGUGGACCGACAUCGCCGGGCAGGUCUCCGUGAAGGCCGCCAUCGAGGAGGAGCUGGUGUGGCCCAUCCUGAGGCCCGGCGCCUACACCGGGGCCGGCCGGCCGCCCCGAACCAUCCUGCUCUUCGGCCCCCGCGGCACGGGGAAGACCCUGCUGAGCAGGUGCAUCUCCACCCAGCUGGGCUCCAGCCUCCUGAAGCUCAGCGGCGCGGCCCUGCUCUCCAAGUGGAAGGCCGACGCCGAGAAGAUCCUGCAGACCGUCUUCUUCGUGGCCAGCUGCCGGCAGCCCGCGGUGGUGCUCAUCACCGAGGCCGAGUCCCUCCUCUCGGCCCGGGCCGGCGAAGACGGCGCCCAGGCCGGUAACCUCAAGUCGCAGCUGCUCUCCUACCUGGACAACGUCGCUACCUCAGCCGAGCACAACGUGGUGGUCAUCGGGACGACCCGCCGGCCCGGCGCCAUGGACGAGGCCGCGCACCGGCGCUUCGCCAAGCGCUUCUACAUCGCGCCGCCCGACAGCGUCGCCCGGCGGCAGAUCCUCCACCGCGCGCUGGCGCAGCAGAACGCCUGCCUCAGCGAGCGGGAGAUGGCCUCGCUCGUGCAGCACACGGAGAGCUUCUCGGGCGGCGAGCUGGUGCGGCUGUGCCAGCAGGCCGGUGCCGCCACGCUGCGCGGCCUCCCCGGGCAGCUCCAGGCCACCUCCUACGAGGACUUCGAGAGCGCCUUCUGCAAGGUCCGCCCCGCCGCCUCGCCCAAGGAGCUGGACUCGCUCGCCGAGUGGGACAAGCUGUACGGGUCCAGACACUGACGGGGCCGCCGCCCCUGGGACGGCGCUUCCCGGGCUCCCGCUCGGCUCCGGCCGCCGGUGGCAUCCUGGCCCGGAGGCGAGACGCGAGAGGGAAGACCCCCCCCCCGCCGGGAAACAACGUACCUCUUUUUAUCGUUCCUGCCUCGGCUUUUCGGUUUUUGCUUUUGGACGUAGUCGCUCACUGAACUCAGGAUAAUCUAUUUAUUAUUUGUCUGCUUCCCGCUCGUCCGGCUCCGACCAGCGGCGCAGGGAGAGGCGCGGAGGCGGCUCGGUGCGGGAGCUCCCGCGGCUGCCCCAUUCCGUCGUUUCCGAUAGAAAUUUCUCAGCCACUUUUUAACCAAACCGGCCCCCGGGACGCGGCACCAGGAGCGGCUUCGUGCCCCGGCGCGGACCCGCUCCUCGGCCGGCAGCACCGUCCUCCCGCGCCGCCGCGGGGGCUUCUCCGGGCGUGGACGGCGCGGGGAGGGGGGGGGACGCAGGACUAAGGGUUUCGGAGUAAAACGAUGUAGAUUGUUUAAUAUACUAGACUUCAUUUUUAUUUUUGUAAGGUAUGUAGUAUUUUUUUGUUUUUUCUUUUUAACUACUCAGGAAAAGAAUUACCUCAGAAAAAGAAAAAAAGAAUGUGUUUUUAAAAACUCUUUUUAUCUUCUCAGAAAAGGAAAAAGAGAUUUUAAGAGUUUUCAGACUUAGGACAAAGCUGUGUCGUGCAUUUGCUUCCAAAAAGGGUGACGGAAAGAAAGAAGAAAGAAAAGAAAGAAAGAAAAAAAAACUUGAAGUUGUUACAAAGAUGAAAGUUGAAUGUAUUUCGGGUGCUUUUCACGUAUAUUAUGCCAUAAUUUUAUUUUAAUUUUUUUUUAACAUUGUUAUUGUAGCGUUUGGUGGAGUAACGUGUCUUCAACGGAAAGCGUGUUAGUGCCGUAGUGUAAAAGCUGUCGCCAGCACCACUUUUUGGCCCGAGCGGCCGGUUUCGGUCCCGGCCGCUUGCUUCCCGCGGCGGCUCCCUCCCGCCCGACUUCUCCCCGGCGCCGGGUUUUCCCCCGGUUAAAAAAAUUGCUUUUUAUGCCUGUUUUAUUCUGAAGGCAAGCUUCCCCGCCGGCCGCCCACGGAGCGGCAUGGGCCGUCUCAGGGUUGCACGGCACGAGCUCGGCACGGGCUCUGCAGGCCCGGGGUGCCCUGAGCCGCAGGGACGCCCCGCUCGGCCUCGCGGCGCCUUCCCCCCCGCGCACACACCAAAGGAGCGAGCUGCGCCCGCCGGCUUGCCGGGACUUUUGCAAUCUUGCAAACUUUUGCAACGCGGGUUGGCAUUUCGGCGCGCGCAGGUCGCUGCGGGCACCGCGAGCCCCGUCGGAGGGAGCCGGCGCGCUGGGAUUGCAUCAAACCUAACUCUGGGAUCCCCCUUCGCCUCGUCCCCUUCCCCCAAAAAGUGGUACUGGGUAACCUGAAGACUUUUUAUUAUUAUAAUUAAUAUCAUAUUUGACUUUGUACACUCUCUGUAACCAUUUCUACCUCAUUUUGCAACAUAUUGUACAUGAAAGUAUUUAAUUCAUGUCUUAUUAAUGUCGGAGAAAGAAAUGCUUUUGAACUGUAAUGGUCUACCUCAAGAAAUACUGUAUUUUAAAAAGAAAAGUAUUACACAGUAUUAAAGAGAUUACCUGAAACACCC
This is a messenger RNA of Dromaius novaehollandiae (emu), 3918 nucleotides long. It is a transcript of the gene FIGNL2, whose product is annotated as fidgetin like 2. NCBI's taxonomy places the organism in Eukaryota, Metazoa, Chordata, Aves, Casuariiformes, Dromaiidae. The record is from RefSeq and is a predicted model, not a curated record. The coding region runs from base 168 to 2255 and encodes 695 amino acids. The transcript has 2 exons. Gene Ontology annotation, molecular function: microtubule severing ATPase activity; ATP binding; ATP hydrolysis activity.